CAGUUGCACCCGUGGGUCUGGGUGGGUCUGGGGACAUUGGGAUGUCUGGGACAUCGGGACAGCUGGGACAGUUGCACCCCAGGCUGUGGGGACAGCCACAUUUGGGGACAUUGGGGUGUCUGGGACACAGGGACAGCUGGGACAUGGGGACAGUUGCACCCCAGGGUGUGGGGACAGCCACAUUUGGGGACAUCGGGGUGUCUGGGACCUCGGGAUGGCUGGGACAUGGGGACAGUUGCACCCCAGGGUGUGGGGACAGCCACAUUUGGGGACAUCGGGAUGGUUGGGAUACAGGGACAGCUGGGACACGGGGACAGUUGCACCCCAGGCUGUGGGGACAGCCACAUUUGGGGACAUUGGGGUGACUGGUACACAGGGACAGCCACGUUUGGGGACACCAGGACAGCCGUAUUCCGGGAUGCUGUGCGUGGGGACAGCUGGGGACAUCACCUCUCCCUCCUCCCUCUGUCCCCAGGCCUCGCGGUGGCUCUCGGCUCGUCCCCGCUCCCCCCGGCCACCCAGCCCCCCCCCGACGAUGAACGUGCUGGCUCCGGUCCGCAGGGACAGGGUCAUCGCUGACCUCCCCCCGUGUUUUCGGAAGGAGGCCGCCCUGCACGCCCGCCCCGCCUUCCACCCCACGGUGGCCAGCGCUUGCCAAGAGGAGCGGACAGGCACCGCCUCGCGGUGGCUCUCGGCUCGUCCCCGCUCCCCCCGGCCACCCAGCCCCCCCCCGACGAUGAACGUGCUGGCUCCGGUCCGCAGGGACAGGGUCAUCGCUGACCUCCCCCCGUGUUUUCGGAAGGAGGCCGCCCUGCACGCCCGCCCCGCCUUCCACCCCACGGUGGCCAGCGCUUGCCAAGAGGAGCGGACAGGCACCGUGGGGUGGGACACAGCCGGCCAGGAGCGCUUCAAGUGCAUCGCCUCCACUUACUACCGGGGAGCACAAGCCAUUGUGAUUGUCUUCGAUGUCAACGAUGUGGCGUCCCUGGAGCACACGCGGCAGUGGCUGGCUGAUGCCCUGAAGGAGAAUGACCCAUCCAACGUCAUCCUCUUCUUGGUGGGCUCCAAGAAGGACCUGAGCACACCAGCACAGUACAGCCUGAUGGAGAAGGAUGCCCUGAAGGUGGCCCAGGAGAUGCAGGCGGAGUAUUGGGCUGUCUCCUCGCUCACUGGGGAGAACGUGCGGGAUUUCUUCUUCCGCGUGGCGGCACUGACCUUUGAGAGCAGCGUGCUGGCCGAGCUGGAGCGCAGCAGCGCCCGCAAGAUCGGCGACACCGUGCGGAUCAGCAGCAAUGAGAGCGACCUGUACCUGUCGGCGCCACGCAAGAAACCCAAGUGCUGCCAGUGAGGGGGCAGCCCCCGGUGUGUGUCCCCCCCACGCUCACACCUCUGGACCAAAGAGGGGUGGCCCCGGCCGGCCCCGAGGAGCUGCCCCCAGCCCCCCUGGCCCCCCAUUUGCCCGGGCACCCCCAGCUGGGGUGGGCAGGGGUGCCUGUGCGGCUCCCUCAGCUAUGCAAACCCAGGUACCGCUUGCAGGGGGAGAUGCCCCUGGGCUCCCGUUUUUCUUAAUAAAACUUUUUUAAUGCUUUUUAA
This is a messenger RNA of Calidris pugnax (ruff), 1593 nucleotides long. RefSeq names its product RAB34, member RAS oncogene family (gene RAB34). Gene Ontology annotation, biological process: phagosome-lysosome fusion; endocytosis. Gene Ontology annotation, molecular function: GTPase activity; GTP binding. Bases 215 to 1348 code for a protein of 377 amino acids. The record is from RefSeq and is a predicted model, not a curated record. The transcript is spliced from 10 exons. Lineage: Eukaryota; Metazoa; Chordata; Aves; Charadriiformes; Scolopacidae.